This is a messenger RNA of Marmota monax (woodchuck), 6227 nucleotides long. RefSeq names its product SH3 domain containing ring finger 2 (gene Sh3rf2). Gene Ontology annotation, cellular component: nucleoplasm. The record is from RefSeq and is a predicted model, not a curated record. The transcript has 11 exons. NCBI's taxonomy places the organism in Eukaryota, Metazoa, Chordata, Mammalia, Rodentia, Sciuridae. The coding region runs from base 240 to 2432 and encodes 730 amino acids. Gene Ontology annotation, molecular function: ubiquitin protein ligase activity; protein phosphatase 1 binding. Gene Ontology annotation, biological process: positive regulation of JNK cascade; protein ubiquitination; negative regulation of apoptotic process.
GGACUCUGAGUUGUUAAAAGUUUUGAAAGCGGUGGCAGCCGCGCACUUGGGGAAGGGAAGCCAGCUGGAGGGCGCGCAGCAGCGGAGCCGAAGACCUGCUGAGCAGAACUCCGCCGAGGUUAGAGGCACAAGGCAGGAAUUCUGACGCUCUCAAGAGACCCUUCUCUGCCAGCUUGGCUCAACUGCCCCUACGAUGUGGACCCUGCUCCUCAGGGACCGGGCUGGAGUUUUAAAAUAAAAUGGAUGAUUUGACGUUACUUGAUCUUCUGGAGUGCCCUGUGUGUUUUGAAAAGCUCGACGUCACAGCCAAAGUCCUUCCUUGCCAGCACACCUUCUGCAAACCAUGUCUACAGAGGAUUUUCAAGGCCCACAAGGAGCUGAGGUGUCCAGAAUGCAGGACCCUGGUGUUUUGCAGCAUCGAGGCGCUGCCGGCCAACCUGCUGCUGGUGCGUCUUCUGGAUGGCGUGCGUUCAGGACAGAGCUCCGGGAAAGUGGGCUCCUUCCGCAGGCUGGGCGUGCUAACCUCACAGGACGGCAGAAAAAGCAGGACCAGCCCCAGAGGUCUGCAGGCCAGCCCUUUCCGGCCUGUGCCCAGUAUCAGAAUCCACAUGGACGGGGUGCCUCGAGCCAAGGCCUUAUGCAACUACAGAGGGCUUAAUCCUGGUGACCUGAGGUUCAACAAGGGUGACAUCAUUCUUCUCCGGAAACAGCUUGAUGAGAACUGGUACCAUGGGGAGGUCAAUGGCAUCAGUGGGAUCUUCCCAGUCAGCUCCGUGGAAGUCAUCAAGCAGCUGCCCCUGCCGCCCCCUCUCUGCAGGGCCCUCUACAACUUUGACCUGCGAGACAAGGAUAAGAGUGAGAACCAGGAUUGCCUGACUUUCCUCAAGGAUGAUGUCAUCACUGUGCUCAGCCGAGUGGAUGAGAACUGGGCAGAAGGCAAGUUAGGAGACAAAGUAGGCAUCUUUCCCAUCUUGUUUGUGGAGCCAAACUUCACCGCAAGACAACUUCUAGAGAAGAACAAAGGGCGCCCAUCAUCCCGCACAAAAAACCUGUCCCUGGUGAACUCAUCUUCCAGAGGCAAAGCGACCAACAUGCCCACCCUCCGCAGGGUCCCAGGAUCCAGGAGGAAGGCACCAGGACAGUUUUCCAUCACAACAGCCCUGAACACCCUCAACCGGAUGGUCCACUCUCCUUCAGGGCGCCAUAUGGUGGAGAUCAGCACUCCAGUGCUGAUAAGCUCCAGCAACCCCUCUGUGAUCACCCAGCACAUGGAGAAGGUGGACUUCCCUCCCAGCUCUGCAGCACAGGUCAGCACUUAUCAUCCUGCACCUGCCUCCCCAGGACAUUCCAUGGCCACGGUCAGUCUGCCUGGCUCCCAGCAACACCUCUCCACUAACAUGUUUGUAGCCCUACACUCCUACUCAGCCCAUGGACCUGACGAACUGGACCUGCAAAAGGGAGAAGGCAUCAGGGUCCUGGGGAAGCACCAGGAUGGCUGGCUGAGGGGCAUCUCCUUGGUCACUGGGCGAGUUGGCAUCUUCCCAAACAACUAUGUCAUCCCCAUUUUCAGAAAGACCUCUAGUUUUCCAGAUUCCCGGAACCCUGGUCUCUAUGCCACAUGGACAUUAUCCACCUCCUCUGUGUCCUCCCAAGGCAGCAUUUCAGAAGGUGAUCCCCAGCAAAGCCGUCCCUUCAAAUCCGUCUUUGUGCCCACCACGGUAGUCAACCCUGUGAAGAAUGCAACUGGAAAUUUAGGACAAGGGUCUCUUCGGAAAGGGCGGAGCAGCAUGAGAAAGAAUGGAUCCCUGCAGAGAUCGGUGCAGUCAGGGAUCCCCUCCUUCAUGGUGGGUUCCCUCAGACGCAAUCCCACCAUGGUGGUACAGCCUCAGCAGUUCCAGUUCUACCAGUCUCAGGGGAUCCCGUCCUCCCCAUCAACGGUGGUGGUGGAGAUGGGACCCACACCAACUCCCACUGGGGAGCCUGCCCUCACCUGCGUCAGCAGAGGCAGCGAUGCCAGGAUCCACUCGACAGCCAGUUCAGUCAUCAUGGAAGGCAAGGAAAUCCCCAUCAAGAGUGAGCCUCCGCCAAAACCACCCGCAUCUGCCCCACCAUCAAUCCUGGUGAAACCAGAAAACUCAAGAAAUGGCACCGAAAAGCAAGUUAAAACCGUGAGAUUUCAGAAUUAUAGCCCUCCUCCCACCAAACACUACACUUCCCAUCCCACCUCUGGAAAGCCUGAACAGCCAGUCACCUUCAAGGGGUCCCUGCCCGAAGCAGCCCCUUUGAGCUCAGAGAUGACCAUCCUAUUUGCCCAUCGAAGUGGCUGCCACUCUGGACAGCAGACAGACCUCCGGAGAAAGUCAGCUUUCACCAAGAUCAUGCCUCCAGCAUCCACUGCCUCAGCCACACAGACCGCGUUUCCCAGCAAAUGAAUCUACCGGUGGCUUUUCCUAGACCCCAAAGAGAGCCUGCCUUCGUAGUCAUCUCAACAGAUAUUCUGGAGGAAACAAUCUGCUUGGAAGGAAGCCUCUCAAUGAACAUGUGUUGACCACGUGACAUUCCUCGAACAUCAGGAAUGGAACAGAAAAACCGACUGCCCUCCAAGGGAGGAGGGUAAUAAGAGAGAGAGCAGAUCUGUCUUCACCGCCAGUAUGAACGGGUGGUGGGCAAGGAUGGGGAAAAGCAAGUGAGGCAUGUGCCAUUGCAGGUUAGACUAGGCUGCCACCCCUCCUCUUACUCACUUGUAUUGUCAAAGCCCCAAACUUGGUCUUGUCAAUUUGUCACAGCAUGGCACCUUAUAUGGAUGAAGAGAAGGCUAUCAAAUACCUUCCGGCUGAGUCUGGCCUGUCUCUCCAGCUCAGAUUUAGAGCAACACCAAGGAUACCAUAAUAUUCUCUCUCAGGUGUUCAAUCUGCAGAGGCCAAUAUUUCUUCACAAUGUCCCCUAACCUUUACCCCCUGCUCUGACUCCCCACCAAGUAUCCUAUAUCCCUCUGCCACAUCCUCAUUCUUUUCCAUUCCAAUUACAUUCUGUCCCACCACCCCCCAUAACUUUUGAUGCAGAGGAUGUCUAUUAGAAAAUAGUGGUCAAGGAAAUAAGGACCAUAUACAUAAAGAACCUCAGACAAGAAAAAUCUAUGACAUUUUAAGACAGAUACCAUAGACUGCAAUGCUAUUUCACAAGCUAUUUCAAGUAGAAAGACACAAAAAUCAACUAUAACUGUGCAUCCUCUUAUGUUUAUAAAUAAGUCUCUCUCACACACACACAAAAAAAAAAAAAAAAAAAAAAAACACCAUUAGCCAGACACAGUAAUGCAUGCCUGUAAUCCCAACAAUUCUGGAGGCUGAAACAGGAGGAUCACAACAUCAAGGUCAUCCUCGGCAAUUUAGCAUUUUUAGAUUAUCUAUGUUGACCUGAGAGAGACUUUACAACAGAUAAGUAAAUUCAUAAAUACCUUUAAAUUUUUUUUAACCAUAUCCAUUUUAAUCUCUUCCCUGAUCUAAGGACAGCAAAAUAAGAAUUUCAUUUUUAAAUGCACGAGGUGCCCUAACAGAGAUUUUAAAGGGAUUGCAGCAUCACUGGGAUGUGUUGGUUGUUUUCCAGUUCAGCAUCCUGGUUUUGCACUGACAUCCUCAGCCCUUCAUGCACUCCUGCUUGUAGACAUUUUUACACAUGCUGUUUUUUAAUUGCCAACCAAACCGCCAUCAGAGCAAGGACUGCAUUUAUAGUUACAGAAAUGUUUUCUUCCAUGUGGAACUGUCACGUGCGGAACUUAAACUGGCGCCCAUUUUUUUUUUACUGGGAUGAAUAACUUGGGCUUCUUAACCAUACCCUUCUAGAAGUUAACCACAGGAGAAGGUGAUAAAAAACAACAAGAGGCCCCAAAGUACUGGCAUCUGCUGAGAGGUGGGCGAGAAACCAGGAGGUAUGCGUGAACUCCGGAACAAUAAUUCAAUGAAGACAGCUCCUUCUCACACAUGGUCAAAGACAGUACUGCUGUCAGUCAUUCUUUUUCUCUUGGCUCCUGUGAUCUAAUGUUGGUUGCAAUUUUCUCUGGGAGGAAUUCAGAUUGGCUCCUCCUUAGCCUCAGCAGUGACAGAAACAGAAAUGAGCUUUCAGAUGCCUAGAUCUGUGUUACUACUUCGAGGCCUUAGAGCCCACCUGAAUACAAGUUGUAAUGACUUCAUUUUCCAAGGUUAAGCCAUAGAAUUCCACAGUUGGGAGGAUUUUUAAGCUUGUAAGUGAUAUAUGGAAAGGUUAAGUGCAGGGAAGCUGGGCGUGGUUGUGCACACCUAUAAUCCCAGCAACUUGGGAGGUUGUGGCAGGAGGAUGGCAAGCUCGAGGCCAGCUUCAGCAAUUUAGUGAGACUCUGUCUCAAAGUUAAAAUGUCUGUGGAUGUUGCUCCGUAGUAGAACACCACUGGGUUCAAUACCCAGUACCAAAAAAAAAUCUAGAGAAAACAACAUAAACUUUAAUCACCCGAAGCCACUGACCACAAUGGCUAUUAACAGCCUUGUCUUGAAGACCCUCUUGCCCACAUUUCCAUCUUCAUACACUGGCUUCUGCAAGUCACAAUUGGAGCAACAGGGACUCCACCGCUCCUAAUUUUUACCCAUGCUGUUUUUUAAGUCUGUGGGAAUUCUCUGUGACUCAUAAUAGAGGGUUUCUGAGGGAUUUUGCUUUUCCUUUGAGCCUGUUGAGCCUAUAAAACAAAUACUUUCCUAAACACAAAAGAAAGAAUCUGACUUGUUCCCAGCCAAACCCAGAAGCUUUGAGAAAGCUCCCCAUUUUCUAAAGUCUGCACCUUGAGCACACAGAUUCCAAAGGGUGAGGGGUCAAAAAAUGGUGGGAAUGGCAAAGAAGCAGAGGAAGGUAGAUUUGAAUGAUUACAAUGAUGACCUGAAGCCCAGAAAUUUGCCCUAGAAUAGUUUUCAAACAUGGCAUCUGAGUUUCAUUCAGCUCCAGAAAUUCUUGCUAUUUAUUAUGAUGUUAAGUCAGGGGGAGGUGGUGUUGUCUAGGCAGAAAUGAAGAAAAAAAUGGAUGAGUAGAAAAAUCCACUACUCCACAAACAAAUAUAAGGAGAAAAAAUUGUAUAUUCUUGUGUGUGUGCUUACUUUUUUUUAAGUCCAGUGUUUUUAAUAGACCAAAAGAAAAACUUUAUGGGUUAAUAUGUCUGUGAAUAAUAUUUAAGAAAGGGGUAUAAUGCGUAGCCAUUAUGGAAUGUUGUAUAAAUAAGCCUUAAAUAUACAAAUUAUAUCAACAUAAAAAUUAUUGCACAGGAAAGUGGGCACUUAAAGGACUUCCAGGAUUUUCAUAUCUUUGUUCCAAAAAAUAGAGUUCCAGGGCUGGCAGCUUAUUUCCUUAGUAUAUUCCACUUCAAAGCCGAGAACUUUGGAGAGUUUUUUUGUUUGCUCAUUUGCCAGGUUGGUACAACACUCCACAUGGAUUGCUUUGAAAUGUCCGUUGCGCACAUGUUGGUGUUACCUGCCCACAGGGAAUCAUCAGAGAUUUGUUCCACCUUUACAUCCUGGAAAACCAAAAGAAAUUUUCUAAUAAGAAGAAAAACGUACAGAAGGUGUCUUCAUGGUUGGAUAACUCAGAUUUGUACCACUCAGAACUUGGUGUAAAACUGAGGUCAUGAGCUGCUCCAUACAGAAUUAGUACUGUCUCUAAUGUGAAUUUCCAGUGUUGGAUAAUGUCUCCCCUGGUGGGCGGGAGGGGGCAGGGAACACGUAUUUUUGUCAAAUCAUUUUAUCUUGGCCUUGAUGUGUCCUUCUAGAGGAAACCAGAAAUCCUAAGCCACCUCCCUUCAGGACCCUUCACUACCAUUCGUUUUCAAAGAACUCUACGUAUGAAUUCUGUUUUAUGAUCUGUGAUGCUGUAGUAGACUCAAUGCUUUCAGAGCCCAGAGUUUUACAUGCUUGAGGUUUUGGCUAUAAUGAAGUGCUAAGUAUGCUCUUUUUCCACACGGACUGAUCUGAAGAAGCAAAGGGGAAGGGGGCUGCCUUGCUGGAGAGGUCCAGUCGCAUCCUUCAUCAGCAGAGAAGAAAACUGUGCUAGAGGCCUGUGUAUGAAAUGCCAUCUCCAGGGAGGGGUCAACCAUGUGAGAGUGCAGAGUUUACCAAGGUCUCCUUUGCCAAAAAUGUGUACUGUCCCCAGCUGUGAGCUUGUGGAGCCCGAGAUGUAUUUUAGCAUGAAACAAUAAAAACAGGUUUAUUUUCAUUUAA